Messenger RNA from Geodia barretti, 1545 nucleotides. Lineage: Eukaryota; Metazoa; Porifera; Demospongiae; Tetractinellida; Geodiidae. The record is from the annotation of a GenBank genome assembly.
AUGCGAAAGCUCUCGUCCAAGCUUUCAGAGUUAGAAGGAAAAUACCGAGAUUUGCAGGAUCGGAGCGAGAGGGUAAAGGGGGAGUUGACAACCAACGCAGCACAGUUGAGCUCUGAAAAUGAACGGCUACACUUGCAGUCGAACGAUCAACAAUCGAGAAUCAACCGUCUGAAUUCAGAACUGGAGAAAAUCAAUACCGAGCACGCAGAGCUGAGUCAAAAGUUGACGGAAUUGGAACUGAAGUCUGCACAAACGGACGAAGAGAACGCGCAAUUGAAAACGGAAAGAGCGAAAAGAUUCACGAACCAGACCCCCCGAGAGAAGGUCGCAGAGUUGCGGAAAUCUCUCGGGGAGAAGGAAGAAGAGUUGAAAAGAUCCGAAUACCGACACCAGCAGGCUCAGAAAGCGUACACCAGUUCUAAAGCUCAGCAGGAGACUCUGAGACUGAGACUGGUAGCUUUGGAAGAGGAGAGGAGGGGAGAAGGGUUUAAAGUUGGUGGGGAGCGAGAGAGGGAGGGAGAGAGGAGAGAAAUGGUGGAGAAAUACACUGGGGAAGUUGAAGGUGGAUGGGUAAUGGAAGGGGAGGGAGGGAGAGCGACGGAAGAGAGGGAGAGUGGAGGGAGAGUGAGGGAGGGAGAAGGAAUAGACAUGGAAGAGAGGGAGGGAGGAGGGAGGAAGAGGGAGGGAGGAGGGAGAGACAUGGAAGAGAGGGAGGGAGGAGGGAGAGAGAGGGAAGGAGAAGGAGAGAGCAUGGAAGAGAGGGAGAGAAACCCUCAAGAAGAGCUGAAGAGGUUGAGAACGGAGCUAGCUGUGGAGAGGAAGAACCGCUCGGUGGUGGCAGAAGAGCUGCAGAAGGUUGGAAGAGAGAGGGACAAGUUUAUGCAGAAGUUCAUGGAGGCAGAGAGGGAGAUGCGAAAUCGGCGACAUCAUCAGCAGGUGAUGUCAGAGUCUGUAAUGACGGCUCUCGGGAUCCCCAGAGGGGAACAGUGGCGGUGUUGUCUGCAAGUCGACGAUGUAGCCCUGUUUUGCAUUGACUCAUUCAAUAACUACCUGGCCAUGAGUGUGGAUGGAAAGACGUACUACCUCAACCACUCCUGCGUCUCCAAGUUCUCUGACAAAUGGACUGGGAAGAUCAAGCCACCGUUUGAAAAAAAAUUGCUAAUAGGUCGUGUUACUCAGAGGUUGCACGUCGAAGUACGAAAGGAGGACAAUAGACUGCAUGUACCAGUAGGCACCAGACUCUACAAACUCGAAGCUGUCGAGCUCUCCGAAGACUCUGCAGCCUAGAGUUACGUAAUAUCUCCCCAGCACCGUUGAGUUUUCAUCCAUUCUCUCCCUCCAAUAGAAUACUGCAGUCACCAUGUUUUGUGUGUUCAGACUUUGUGCAAAUUUGUUCCUUAGAGAAAAUUACUGCUCUAAUUGGCGAGUGAACUUACGUAUGUGUACCUACUGAAAUUGCGUAAUUACUUGUUCCGCUAUUGCGUAAUUACUUGUUCCUUACAUCAGAAUUACAAAUUUCUUUUUAUAGGUUUUAUAUUAUACAGG